Messenger RNA from Bombyx mandarina (wild silkworm), 1239 nucleotides. RefSeq lists its product as uncharacterized. NCBI's taxonomy places the organism in Eukaryota, Metazoa, Arthropoda, Insecta, Lepidoptera, Bombycidae. The record is from RefSeq and is a predicted model, not a curated record.
AUGUCGUCACGUCGGAUAGAAGUACUACACGAGGCAGCUCUGAGUCAAUUACUGUCUGAUUCUGGCUUGGAGUGUAUUAAACCGGAUAUAGCGUCGUCUGAAUCUUCGUCUUCACACGAGGACAGUGAAGAACAAGGACUCCCGGAACAACACGAAGAAACAACACCGGUCAGCGUUCAAGAAAAUGAGUCUACUGCGACUGCGCCCUCAGUGGCAGAAGAAGAGACACCUCGCAUUUUCCCUUCGCCAUCGUUAAGAAGAAUCCUGCCGGAUAGCACCAGACUAAUCGAAGAGCAGAACCGCAUUCACGUUCUCCCAAAAGAAUUCAAGAGUAGCGUCGAUCCGGAGUCAAUACCGAGAAUCAGUCGCACCUCCCCGCAGAAGUACAUAGAUGCUCUGGCUGAUAUCGUCGGUUGUACGGAAUAUAAGACGAGCCUGGCCGAAUACUGGUUCCUGGAUACUCUUGCUUGCUUGCUCAGGAGGGCUCAGGCGGAUCUGAUGGACCGACCAACACAAGCUGUGCUGAUCCUUUGGUUCUGUGAGUGGAUGAGAGAGAUGCAGCGCUUCGAUGCGGCUGACAGACAACGAAUGAUGAAGAGAUUUGAGGAUAACAUGCUGUCAGCAGCACGUUUCGUGGCCGAUAAAAGCUUCCUGCCGACUCCAGCGCAAGCAGGAGUACAUUUCGAGGAGGUGGAGGUUGAUUCACAGCUGGUCGCGGCUACCGAAUCAAAGCACGCCGUAACCUUCGAAGGCGCCGCCUAUGAAUGCUCUUUACGAGACCUAACCAAGAUUAUACAUUAUAUAUAUGACCUAUUCGGCACGGACUACCAAUACGAGUUGAUACGAUCGAUCUUCACGUUCACACCGGAUUACAUCCAAACCGAUUCUCCGUAUCCUAUCCGUAACCCGAAGCGGCUGUACGCACCAAUAAAACAGAAGCCGAAGAAAGAUAAAUCGCCUAAGAGAGACGCCAAGAGCGCUGGCAAGGGAAAGAAAAGGGACGUCGAUACAGAAGAGUAUUUAGCUUUGAUGGCGCUCAAAGCAAAAGAAGAGAAAGAGUUGGAAGAACAAGAAGAGUUGGAUAGGGAGGCCUGGAAUCGAAAGAGUCACAUACUGCCCCUACUCUACGCAGCUGACGAUGGCUUCUUCGAUAAGUACUGGCCUCCUCCGCCGCCCGAACCUGAACCGAUCGUCGAGCCAAACCUUAAGGGGAAAGCUAAAGGGAAAGGGAAGAAAUAG